Messenger RNA from Thamnophis elegans (Western terrestrial garter snake), 4258 nucleotides. RefSeq names its product ectodermal-neural cortex 1 (gene ENC1). Lineage: Eukaryota; Metazoa; Chordata; Lepidosauria; Squamata; Natricidae. Gene Ontology annotation, molecular function: protein binding. The record is from RefSeq and is a predicted model, not a curated record. The transcript has 3 exons. Bases 370 to 2139 code for a protein of 589 amino acids.
ACUCGCCGAGGCCACAGGAGGAGCGGCGCCCCUCCUCCUCGGCCUCUCUGCCCGCCUUCUUCGCAGCAGCAGGAGCGCCGUCGCUCCCCUUCGUACAAGCGUGCGGAGUCAACCGGGACAGUCGCCGAGCAGGGGCCGCGUCGCUCUUCUGGUGGCCGGGAGGGGAAGGCGGGCGUUCUCGGUCUCUCCACGCGAGACGAACGACUAGGGAGAGCCGCCCGCUGGAACGUGCGCGACGGAGGACAGAAGCUUGGCUCCCCAUGCCGUGAACUUGCGAGGGCUCCCAGGAGGCAGGAUCCGAGGAAGCGGCGGCUGUAAGUGGGACCCUCGCGCGCCGACCUGUUGCCGCAGGAACAGGUGUGGAAGAAAAUGUCAGUCAGCAUGCAUGAGAAUCGGAAGUCUAGAGCCAGCACUGGCUCUAUAAACAUAUAUUUAUUUCACAAAUCUUCAUAUGCUGAUAGUGUCCUCACUCAUCUGAAUCUUCUGCGUCAACAGCGUUUAUUUACAGAUGUACUCCUCCAUGCUGGAAACAAGUCAUUUCCUUGCCAUAGAGCUGUCCUAGCUGCCUGUAGCCGAUAUUUUGAAGCUAUGUUCAGCGGCGGUCUUAAAGAAAGCCAGGCCAGUGAAGUCAACUUCCACAAUUCCAUCCAUCCAGAGGUUCUAGAACUUCUUCUGGACUACGCGUACUCUUCAAGGGUCAUCAUCAAUGAAGAAAAUGCAGAGUCCCUCUUGGAAGCAGGUGAUAUGUUGGAAUUCCAAGACAUUAGAGAUGCUUGUGCAGAAUUCUUGGAGAAGAACCUUCAUCAUACCAAUUGCCUUGGCAUGCUGCUUCUGUCGGAUGCUCAUCAGUGUACCAAACUUUAUGAGCUCUCUUGGAGGAUGUGCCUUAGCAACUUCCAGACCAUCAGUAAAAGUGAAGAUUUUCUCCAGCUUCCAAAAGACAUAGUUGUUCAGCUGCUCUCUAGUGAAGAAUUAGAGACUGAAGAUGAACGAUUAGUUUAUGAGUCUGCCAUGAACUGGAUUAACUAUGAUAUAAUUAAACGUCACUGUUACCUGCCAGAAUUAUUGCAGACUGUGAGACUGGCUCUUUUGCCAGCCAUAUACCUAAUGGAAAAUGUAGCUACUGAAGAGCUUAUCACCAAGCAAAGGAAAAGUAAAGAGGUUGUAGAGGAAGCAAUCAGGUGCAAAUUGAAGAUUCUGCAGAAUGACGGUGUAGUCACUAGUUUAUGUGCUAGGCCUCGAAAAACUGGACAUGCCUUAUUUCUUCUGGGAGGCCAGACAUUUAUGUGUGACAAAUUAUAUCUUGUCGACCAAAAAGCAAAGGAGAUCAUUCCAAAAGCUGACAUUCCAAGCCCAAGGAAGGAAUUCAGUGCAUGUGCAAUUGGCUGUAAAGUCUAUAUUACUGGCGGUCGAGGAUCUGAAAAUGGAGUCUCUAAAGAUGUUUGGGUAUAUGAUACGCUUCAUGAAGAAUGGUCCAAAGCAGCUCCAAUGCUAGUUGCUCGGUUUGGCCAUGGUUCUGCUGAACUCAAACACUGUCUAUAUGUUGUAGGAGGUCACACAGCAGCCACUGGUUGUCUUCCAGCCUCUCCCUCAGUAUCCUUAAAACAAGUAGAACAGUAUGAUCCUGUGACUAAUAAAUGGACAAUGGUUGCCCCACUUCGAGAAGGAGUAAGCAAUGCUGCUGUAGUCAGUGCAAAGUUAAAACUCUUUGCUUUUGGUGGUACCAGUGUCAGUCAUGAUAAGCUUCCAAAAGUACAAUGUUAUGACCUGGGUGAAAACAGGUGGACUGUACCAGCCACUUGUCCUCAGCCAUGGCGAUACACAGCUGCAGCUGUUCUCGGUAACCAAAUUUUUAUUAUGGGUGGAGAUACUGAAUUCUCCGCUUGCUCAGCUUAUAAAUUCAACAGUGAAACUUACCAGUGGACCAAAGUGGGAGAUGUGACAGCUAAGAGAAUGAGUUGCCAUGCUGUUGCAUCUGGAAACAAGUUAUAUGUUGUGGGAGGCUACUUUGGAAUCCAGAGAUGCAAAACAUUAGAUUGUUAUGACCCCACACUUGAUAUGUGGAACAGCAUAACCACAGUGCCCUAUUCGCUAAUCCCAACUGCAUUUGUGAGCACAUGGAAACAUCUCCCUUCUUAACUGCAUGUGUGCUUAUACAGUUUAUUGCAUUAUAACGCUGAGUAAACCUGGGAACCAACUGUGGAGAAGUGGUUUUGAUGAAGACAUUUCUUUUUUGAAUUUGAAGAAGAUACCCUGCACCUUCUAAAUUCUUAAAAGUUGGAAAUGAAGGAAUGGAAGUGGGAAUAUUGUUUUCAGUAUAUCAGCACAUGGUUUAAUUAUGAAUGAACGAACCCAUGGUCGGGUCCUUGUGUUAGUAAUUGUGGAUUAAUGUCAAGUUUAAUAAUCCUUUCAAAUGGGAGGGGAGGUAGGGGGGGGUGAACUUUCCAGAGCUGCAUAACACAGCACAACCCUCAAUUUUCAUGGACUUUGCUUUUUGUGUGCAAAAUUUGAAAUGGUUGUCACCUCCCUUUGUGACAGUUUGAAGUGUCAACAGCAGCUGCGAAGGAAGCAUACAAGGGUUCAGCAAGAUGUAUCCUUUGUGAAUGAAGAUGCAGUUUUGCCCAGGGCAAUGAGCUUUGUCCUAGGCAGUGCUGGGAGCAUCAGUUUCAAUUGGUGAGCUGCGUUGUGGCUCGCUCUUGAAUUACUUUCUUAGGGAGCAGCAGCUCAAUUAUUAAAAAAUAAAAUAAUUUUUUUCCCCAGCGUCUACGCGAAAGGAGAAUGACUCUUCUUCCCUACAUACAUGCAAUUUAUUUCUUCUUGUAUUUAUUAAUUAUGACUGUCCUGCUUCUGAAUUGUUACUUGUUGUAGAUACAGCUAUUUAUUGUUCAGUGCUUGCAUGCUGAAACAAUGCCUGGAGUAAUUUUCAAGUUAUAAGGGCUUAUCGGACUCUUAUGUUUUGCACAUUCUGUGAUUUCUGACUUGUUCUGCUGCACAAAAAAAAAGCUGAAUAAUAUUUCAGAGCUGGGUAGGGGUCAGAAAUGGAACGAUUUUACAUUGCAUGUGUACUGAAGGACAAAGCCAUGGAGGUUGUUUUCUCAAGCCAUUGACUCCCUGAAUUACACGUCUGCCCUGCUGAUAGUAUUUCUGUUACACUUUAUUUGCCUAGUCAUGCCUUCUGAAUGAAAACAUCUAGAAAGAGAGACAAUAGCUUUUGUAGCUUUCUUUUUGUGCAGCUUCAUCACUAUUGGAAAGGGGACUGGAGGGAAAUUCUGCAGAACCUUUUUUUCCUCUAAAAUCUUUCCAAUAUGAGAUAUACAGUUUUGUUUUGUUUAUUUAUUUAUUUAUACCUGAUCGAAUGUUUUAAUGUGCCAUUUAUAUGACCAGGGGAAUUUUAUUCUCUUUAAGAGAUGGGAAACCCUUGUGGGAAAGAGUUAGUGUCUGUUUAAAUUAACCCCAAUUCUCUUGGUUUUUCUUCUUGGAUUAAAUUGGAAUUAAAACCCAUUCUCUACCCCCUCCCCCAUUGUUUCUUAAUAUAAUAAUAUAUAUCUAUAUUAUUAGAUAUAAUAAUUAGGAUGGUCAAUGGGGGAGCAGGGAGUUGCUAAAUUCAUUUAAUAUAUUGUUUUGCAUUCAUUAGCAAUCUGAGCUUUCAGAGGAAUAGUAGCUGGAAGUAUCAUAUGUGGGAUCCUGAUCGAUCAAAGGAUUUUUAAAUAUCCUACACCACCAACUUAUUUUUUGGCUUGAAUGUAAAAAUAAACCUAUUCAGUCUUUCCUGAUGUACUUAGCCCAUAGUUCCUUUGUUUAACUUUCUAGUUGUGCUUUUCAUAAGAAUUGGUACAGCCAAACAAUAUACUGCUACCAGUCUUCCAUUGUGGUUGGUUGUCUUAAUGUUGUGUAAGCAAAUUGUUUUGAAAUGCAUGCAUGCAUGCUUAUAAACAGUUAUAAUGAUCACGUCUGCUUACAUUUUGAUAAUGUAGCUCAAUUCUGACAGUUUACUGUAAAGAACAAUUUGUGUUCAUGGCACAAUCCUAUGUUUACUCUGAAGUAGGUUUUAAUAUCUUAACUUGAGCUUACUCCCCAGUAAACAUGUUUAAGGAUUGUAACCAUUGGCGUUAGAGAGCUUUCUCAUGUUGCCGUAAGUGUGCUUCCCACCCCCGGAUUCUCAAUAUAUAUGCAUUUCUUAUGUAUUAUCUUAAGUAAGAAAUGAAUGUAUGUGAAGUUUUUCAAAUUGUUAGUUGUGGUUCUUAGCAUGGGUAGCAGA